Molecule: messenger RNA, 1755 nt
Organism: Haemonchus placei
Lineage: Eukaryota; Metazoa; Nematoda; Chromadorea; Rhabditida; Trichostrongylidae
Source: the annotation of a GenBank genome assembly
CUGAAGCACAAUAAGACCCACGACAAUUUAGCUCGUUGGGUAAUUGAACUCCAGAGCUACAAUGUCACCAUAGAAUAUCUCAAGGGUUCUUCAAAUGUAGUAGCAGACGCCUUAUCCCGAGUCGUUGACAAGAGGGUUCGAUUCGAGGACAAUACCCCCGAGACAGACGAUAUCGUGGAGUUCCCGGUAAGUAUUAACGUUCUCCGUCAGGUUUCCUACUCGGUUCGUCCGUCCGUCCUUUGCCUCGGUCAAUUCCGUGCCAUUCGUCCAUAUGACGCCCUCCUGGAGCAGAAGCAAGAUGACUUUUGCUCAUCGAUCGCCACCUUUAUAGAGACUCAGCGGUUUCCGACCUCAGUUCCCGACGAACAACGGCCCUUCUUGCUCUCCAUCGCGGAGCAUUGUGUGGUUCAGAAAAACGGUUGUUUAUAUUAUAGAGAUCCAAGACCGUACCAGUCCGGAGUACGUCGCGAGCGACUUGUUGUUCCGGAGAAGCUCGAAGAACCUGUCUUUUUGGCGCUUCAUUCAAGUCCGUCAGCUGGCGGCCAUUUUAAUUGGCGCAAGACACUGGCCAAGAUAUCACGUAAGUAUUUCUGGCCUCACAUGGCGGAGGACAUCUUUGCUCUGGUUCGCUCAUGUGAACAAUGCCAACGUAAGCGAAACCAGCAAGCUAACCGCGAACUCUUGGCUCCUGUCACGAGCGGCGCUAUCUUCGAUAAGGUGUACGUCGAUUUGACGGGACCACUCCAUACUUCCGAGAACGGUAACAAAUAUAUCUUAGCUAUGAUUGAUCACUUUUCGAAGUAUGUUAUCGCCACUCCUCUGCCAGAUUGCACCGCGAUUACUGUAGCUCACGCGAUAAUGUCGGAUUGUAUCCUGGUUUAUGGUGUAAUGACGCAGCUAGUAUCUGAUAAUGCUUCUUAUUUCAAGGGAGAAGUCCUUUCUGAGGUCGGACGUUUGCUGCGCAUCAGCCGCUAUUUCACGACACCGUAUCACCACGAAGGCAACGGAGCAUGCGAACGAGUGUUCGCCACCUUUCAUCCGAUGCUCCGCACCUAUAUCGCUGACAAUCAACUCGACUGGGACAGGUACGUUAAAGCUUGCGCAUUCAUGUACAAUACCUCAGUUCAUACCAGCACUAAUAACACUCCGUAUUUUCUAAUGUUUGGCAGGGACCCUGUAUUCAAUAUUGACCUGCUUAUCAAGCAUGAUUUGGAGUGUCACACCCCCUCUUUGGACGACGCCGGGCUCUACGUCGAAAACUUGGUAGCCACUCUUCACGCCGCCUGGCGCUCCGCCAAAGACUUCAACGAUCGCCAGCGGGCGAAGUAUAAGCAGCAGCAUGAUCGUACUCACCUUCGGCCCCUAGAUAUUCGCGUCGGCGAUCGCGUUUUCUUGCGCGACCUGGCUCCGAAGGUAGGGCUAUCAUCCAAGCUCUGCAAUCCUUGGCUGGGGCAGUUCCGUGUUGUGGAAGUCGACCCCCCUCAUCUUACCAUCGUCAGCGUUUCGGCCCCGCAAUCGUCACCCCGACGAGUGCACAUGAACCAGGUCAAGCGCUGCUACGAGCUCUCUGGUCCUGUGUUCACCUCGCAAUGGACACCAGUCGAAGAACAGGCGGCACUGUCUGCCGCCGGAGCUACGGAAUUAACUAUGCCUGGUUACUCUCAUCAGGUAAGUACAGAACAAUUUGUUACCGAAUCUCCAGUGCCGACUCAUCAUUAUAACACUCGUUUUAGAUCACGCCGCACUUCUCUAUGA